UCUCCUUGCUCCUUCUUGUUGCGUGUUUUUUUUUUUUCCUUCUUAUAACAGAAACAUUUUCCUUCCAUCAGGAAUCUCUGGCGCGGUGUAGGGAUGAUUUAGAACAAGUCAUUGGAUUUCUACCUCACCGCUCUCUCUCGCUCGCUCGCUCUCUCGCUCUCACCCUCGUUCUGCGUUCUGUCCGGGAGGAGUACCGAGAAGCCAAUAGGAUGCGUGGUCUCUAAUGGAUGCAAAUGAUCAUGAAAAGACAGUGCAAAAUAUGAAACAACUCAUUUGCAGGGGAGUAAAUCACCGAAAACUGUUUAUGAACUGGCAUCCUUUCUUCGAAAUGUAAAGCGAGGACCUCCGAACGCGGCGGUAUAUUUUUGUUUGGGGGGUGGGGGGUGGGGGGAGGGCGAGCGAGCCGGCUGCCAUGCGAGCGUAGACUUUCGGAGGCUCCGCCGGCCCUUCUGUUCCUGGAAAUCACCAAAAAGUGCGGCGGCUCCGGGAUCGUCUUCGCCUUUUUUCCUUUCUUUCCUUUUUUCCCCCUCCUCCCUUCCCCUCUCCUUUCCUGGCGAGGGAGGCUAGGAGCCGGCGAAUCCGCGUUUUUUUUUCUUCUCUCUCUCUCUCUCUCUCCUCUCUCUCUCCCUCCCUCUCCCCCUCCCCGCCCCCUCCCCACCAGCCCCCAACUACAGCCGCCGCCGUCGCCGCCGCCGCCUCAAAAUUCAAUAAAAUGAGCUCUUAUUUCGUCAACUCACUGUUCUCCAAGUACAAAACCGGGGAGUCCCUGCGCCCCAAUUACUAUGACUGCGGCUUCGCCCAGGACCUGGGCGGCCGGCCCACCGUGGUGUACGGCCCGAGCGGCGGCGGCGGCUUCCAGCACCCGUCGCAGCUGCAGGAGUUCUACCACGGCCCGUCGUCGCUGUCCUCGGCGCCCUACCAGCAGAACCCGUGCGCCGUGGCCUGCCACGGGGACCCCGGCAACUUCUACGGCUACGACCCGCUGCAGCGCCAGAGCCUGUUCGGCGCGCAGGACCCGGACCUGGUGCAGUACGCCGACUGCAAGCUCGCCGCCGCCAGCGGCCUGGGCGAGGAGGCCGAGGGCGCCGAGCAGAGCCCGUCGCCCACCCAGCUCUUCCCCUGGAUGCGCCCGCAAGCAGCCGCCGGACGCAGGCGAGGCCGCCAGACCUACAGCCGCUACCAGACGCUGGAGCUGGAGAAGGAGUUCCUGUUCAACCCCUAUCUGACCCGCAAGCGGCGGAUCGAGGUGUCGCACGCGCUGGGACUGACGGAGAGACAGGUCAAAAUCUGGUUCCAGAACCGGAGGAUGAAGUGGAAAAAGGAGAACAACAAAGACAAGUUCCCCAGCAGCAAAUGCGAGCAGGAGGAGCUGGAGAAGCAGAAGCUGGAGCGGGCGCCGGAGGCGGCGGAGGAGGGCGACGCGCAGAAGGCCGACAAGAAGUAGGGGCUCCCUCCGCCUGGGACUGCCAGGGCCGCGGCCGCCCUCCGCCCUCCGCCCGCCGGUCCCCCCCGACCGGCCGACCGCGCCGCCGUCCACCGCCCGCCCGCCGCCCGCCCGCGAGCUCCGGUCCCGCGAGCGGGGCCCGGAGCCCGGCCUCCCGCCGCAGCGUCCCCGCCGCCAGUCCCGCUAGUGGUAGAUUCUGUAAUAGCUUCUGUGUGUGAGCUGCCGUGGACCCUUCCCUGCCGGGCCGGGGGGAGACAGGACUGAGAGCAAGGACGCCCUCGCCCAGCGAGGGUGAGCGGUGGCCGCCGGCUGAGCCCCCUCCCGCGCCCCCGCCCCGUGUACAGAGCCUCCUUGUGCAAUGAGCCCCUUCCUCUGACCGUGCUUCCUUGUAACGACCGAGGUACCGAUCUCUGCUAAGUUCUCCCAACAACAUGAAACUGCCUAUUCACGCCGUAAUUCUUUCUGUCUCCCCUCCCACUCUCUCUUUCUCUCUCUCUUUCUCUUUCUCUCUUUGCCCCCCCCUCUCCCCCCAAUCCUCCUUCCUCAUUUCCUCCUCCCACCUUCCCUGGCCCCGCAGCCCCUACCUAGCUCGCUGGCUUUCUCUCUCUCUGGCUUCUCUCUUUCCUCCCCCCCCCCCUUCUUUGAUUUGACAAUUUCGUCUUAAGUGUUUCUCAAAAGAGGUUACUUUAGUUAGCAUGCGCGCUGUGGGCAAUUGUUAAAAGUGUUCCUAGGUUUACUGUGAAGAGAAUGUAUCCUGUAUCCGUGAAUUGCUUUAUUGGGGGGAGGGAGGGGAGGGGAGGGCUAAUUAUAUAUUUUGUUGUUCCUCUCUACUUUGUUCUGUUGUCUGCGCCUUGAAAAGGGCGGAAGAGUUACAAUAAAGUUUACAAGCAGGAACCCGA
This is a messenger RNA of Pipistrellus kuhlii (Kuhl's pipistrelle), 2343 nucleotides long. RefSeq names its product homeobox B8 (gene HOXB8). The transcript is spliced from 4 exons. Gene Ontology annotation, biological process: regulation of transcription by RNA polymerase II. Gene Ontology annotation, molecular function: DNA-binding transcription factor activity, RNA polymerase II-specific; RNA polymerase II transcription regulatory region sequence-specific DNA binding. The record is from RefSeq and is a predicted model, not a curated record. Gene Ontology annotation, cellular component: nucleus. Lineage: Eukaryota; Metazoa; Chordata; Mammalia; Chiroptera; Vespertilionidae. The coding region runs from base 713 to 1444 and encodes 243 amino acids.